UUGGCGGCCAGCUCGCUUUCUUAGUUUUGGCUCUCGCGGGGCUGCUGGAGGAAGAUGGCGGCCGAGCUAGUGGAAGCGAUGAACAUGGUGAAGAGUUUCCGGGUGUCGGACCUGCAGACGCUGCUGUCCUCCAUGGGCCGCAGCAAGAGCGGGCUGAAGCAGGACCUGGUGGGCCGGGCCCUGCGGCUGGUGCAGAGCGAGUGCAGCCCGGAGCUGCUCAAGACCAUCCGCCAGCUGUACGAGUCGCGCUUCCCCAAGAGUCUUUGUUCUUUUCUGCCCCGCGUCCCUUCCUGGUUUCUGCCGAGUCACUCCAGCUGUGUGCUCCUCUGCAGGAUCUGCUACACGGACACCAGCUGCCCACAGGAGGACCAGUAUCCCCCCAACAUCGCUGUCAAAGUGAACCAGGGCUACUGCCACGUCCCGGGCUACUACCCCUCCAACAAGCCGGGCGUGGAGCCGCGCCGCCCCUGCCGCCCCAUCAACAUCACGCCCUGGCUGCACCUGUCCACCGCCACCAACCGGGUCACCGUCACCUGGGGCAACUUCGGCAAGCGGUACUGCGUGGCGCUCUACCUGGUCCAGGUGUUCACGUCGGCGGAGCUCUUCAGCAAGUUGAAGCGCUUCUCGGUGGAGAGUGCAGAACGCUGCAGAGAACUCAUCCAGGACAAGUUGCGGUUCGACCCCGACAGCGAGAUCGCGACCACGGGCCUGAGGGUGUCGCUCAUCUGUCCGCUGGUGAAGAUGCGCCUGGGCGUGCCGUGCCGCGUGCUGACCUGCGCCCACCUGCAGUGCUUCGACGCCGUGUUCUUCCUGCAGAUGAACGAGAAGAAGCCCACCUGGACCUGCCCCGUGUGCGACAAGCCCGCGCCCUUCGAGCUGCUGAUCAUCGACGGGCUGCUGUCGGAGAUCCUGAAGGAGACCGAGGACGUGGAAGAGAUCGAGUACCUGGCCGACGGCUCCUGGCGCCCCAUCCGGGCGGAGAAGGAGAAGGAGAGGGACAGAGAGAGGGAGCGCAGCAACACGCCAGAGUGCCCCCUGCUGGACAUGUGCUCCCCGGAGGCGAACGGCCACUCCCCGGCCCACAGCAGCACCAGCCUGAGCGGCAAGACAGCAGUGGGCGGAGCUCCGGCCGUGGUGGACCUGACGCUGGACUCCUCCUCGGAGGAGGAGGAGGGAGGUGGGGCGGGGGACAGCGAGGACACAGAGGACAGUCAGGACAGCCCUCCCCCCAAGAGGGGGCGCUACGGCUACGACAAGGACCUGGUCACUGCUUACUGACCGUCGCUGGACGGGAGAGCGCUUGGGGGCGAACUGGGGAGGGAGUGAUGGAGCAAAUAAUUUCCCUCCCCUCCCCCCACAAACACUCUCUCUCCACUGCGGACAUGUCCUGGAGGCCAGUCCAACGCCUGGCUUCUUCUGCGCACUACUGUGCAACGGGGCACCCCCAGACCCCCCCCACCUUGCUCCCGGUUCCUGUGUUUCUCCCUGCAGCUCAGAGAGGCACCAGGUUCCCUCCCUCCAUCCCCGGAAUUCGCCCCUCUUCCUCGGCUCGCAGCUGUGACUCUUCCUCUCUGGGGCUCGGACCGCUCUCUCUCGCGGGAGAGGAGGGGUGCCCGGGGGGGGGGGCGCGUCGUCGUGCUCCUGUAGUAGUUUAAUAAAACUCAUAGCUUAAAGACGUGCAAAAAAAAAAAAAUGAUAAGUCUGAUUUCAGAGACUUCAUCUGAAAGUGGGGUUGUGGGGGUGAGGUAGGGUGCAGGACGCUGACCUGGGACUCGCCGUUGGGAUGCGGGAUGGAUCCCGGCUUUUUCCUCUGCAGCAGAGCUCCGCUGCGGUGCCGCGACCUGGAGGUCCGGUUUCGUUUCGUCUCUCCCCCCGAGAAGAUGAUCACCUACCUCAGUCUCAGCAAGAGAAAUGCAGCAAGCAGCACUUGGGCCUGAACCCUCCAGGGAGCGGAGGACGCGAAGCCAGGAGGGGAUUCUCCCUGGAUUGUUUUUGUUGUGGAAACGAACCCCUCACCACGGGACAGAGGGCUGGAUGGACAGCAGCUGACUUUUAUUUAAUUUUAAAACUUGAUUUUUUUUUUUUCGUGGAGGGUGGUGAGGGGGGGGCGGGUGGUUAUGGACUUUCUUACCCCUCGUGGGAUUCCUCGCGCGGAGUGGAGUUCUUGUCCUAGUGGCGGCGGCAGUGAUAUUCCGGCAGAGAUCCGGGGAAGAUGAUGUGGAAUUGUGCGGCUCUGUUGGCAGUGGUGGUGGGGGUGGAGGGGGGCGGGACUUGAGUGGGGGGUGGGACCUGGAGUGAGGUGGUGGGUGGAGAGAGGGGUGGGGCUUGAGGCAGGAGGUGGUCCGGAUCGGGGUGGGUGGAGUCUGAUGCCGGGGAGGGGCGGAGCACGUCUUGGGUUUGCCGCUCAGUGGAAGCCGGUUUCAGGCGUUGGACUGGGAGGCGCUGCCCAGCCUGGGGGGGCACCCGGGUCCGCGGUAGGCCGCGGCUCUGCCGCCGUGGUUCGCGAUCGCGCGGCUGUGUUUCUCUCUGCGCCGCAGAGCCUCACAGUCACGCGAAGCAGUCGGCUCCCUGGGGGAAGAUCCGAGCGCGCGGUGGGGGUUGGAGAGAUCGCUCUGUUGAAUGGGGGUGGUUUGAAAAGUGUGGUAAGAGGAGACCUGCCCCGGUACCACACCUGCUGUAGUGUGUGUGUGUGUGUGGGGGGAGGGGUGGGGGGCGCGUGGGGGUAUUCUGAGAUUGAAGUGAUGCGGGGUACCCUGCCGUGUGUUGGGGGGAGAGGGGGCACUUGCAGUUCCUGCUUGGUGUUUUUUGGGGGGCUGGCGCUGUGGGACGUUGUCCCUGGCUCUCCGUGUUUGCGUCCGGCCCGUUCCAGGCGUGCAGCGUGGGUUCGAGAGGGUGAGGCUCCUCGAUUUGAUCAGACAGGAUCCGGAUUCAGCUGCUCUUCUAAUGGGAGUUUGUCCUCGGGCACGUCGAUAGUGCGGCGUCGCGCUGGAGAUGCGCCCAGCGGGCCGGGCCCGGUCUCCUGCUCUCGCCUGUCGCGGCCGUGUGUCUUGUCCCGAGGCAAAAUGGGCACGGAGCUGGGCCCGGCCCGGUUCGCGGUCCGGUUUCCCGGCCUGGUGGGGUCGCCAGCCCUCCGCUCUGCUGUGUGUCUCCCCCCCUGCCCCCCACUGCUCCAGGUUUUACUGUCGUCUUUUAAAACUAAUCAUGCGGUUGAUGUGUGCUAGUCUGUCUUGUGCGUAGAGCGAACCCGGACCCCCGUUCCCACGGAAACCGGACCCCCCAGAAGCGAUCCUCUGCAGCCGCCCCGCCGUCCCCCCCCCGGCCAGGGGGUCCGGCCGCGUAAUCGAUCCGAGGGCCCUUCACCCCCUGGUGUCCCGCGGGAACGUUUGGACUUCCCCCAGAGCGCUUUCGGGGCUGGGGCCCGUUCCGGAGCUGCAGGAGCCCCCAGAGGGACGCGUCUCCGAGCGCUGGCCACGCCGAGCGAUCCCUACCGGAGCGCCGCGAGGACGGAUCUCCAGCUCCGGCCCUGGUCCGGUCCGGUCCGAGCUCUUCUCUUCUCCCGGGUCGCGCUGGGCUCAAGUGGGCGGCGAGCGGCCCAGUCUGCUUGUGUUCCUGCGUCUUGGUGGUGGGGGGAUGUUGUCCUCUAGGAAAUGGACACCCCCCCCCGGCCCCCAGGCUCUCUCGCUCCCCCCUGCAGCAGGGCCGGCAGUCCCAACUCUGUACUGUACCAACACGCUGUCUGUAAGAAAUGCUGUAACAAAAGAACGAGAACUUGUGUCCGACUGGCUUGGGGGGAAUUCAAAACCACGCAAGUGUUUCCCCAGGUUCCCAGUGUUGAAAGCUAAUAAAAGGUGAAUUCAGCACCGCUGCAAAAUCCA
Messenger RNA from Lepisosteus oculatus (spotted gar), 3875 nucleotides. The record is from RefSeq and is a predicted model, not a curated record. NCBI's taxonomy places the organism in Eukaryota, Metazoa, Chordata, Actinopteri, Semionotiformes, Lepisosteidae.